AUGACCUCGCAUGCGCCGCCGAAGCUACUCGGCAGGAUGCCAAGCCGCAAGCCGAAUCAGCACCACCUCCCGCCACUGCUCCCUCCAUCCUCACCGCCCACCACGGAACCGAUUUCUCCUGUUGGGUGUCGGGCGAUCGCGCCCCAGCCUACAUCGCUUUCAGGCAGGGCCUCGCGCCGAGGUAGUGCCUCCCUACGUAACUGCUGCAGUGUCACGAAAAUGGGGUUUAUGGCCGAGGCAGAUUCGCGUCAUGCAGCACGCCAUAGCGAGGAAGAUGUAGUUAGCUACGCCGUGAAGCAUCAACUGCCCAAUUUGGUCAACGAUAUGAUUGAGGACUUGCUGCGUGAAAGACCUGAGGAGGAUGUGGAGGGGUGGAUUUUCCGUUGGUUUGCGCGGGAGUAUGAGCGGCGUCAAUUGGGGUCGCGGCAACUGCUGGUGCGGUCACGCUUCCAUUCCUUUCGACGAGAUGCUGCCAGCAGAGAAGCGCCUAAAAUGAGUGGGGAGCCCUUUUUGGUGCGAUCGUCGUCGUCUGUGUCGUCGGCGCGGCGGGGGUCGAGGACCACGCUCCCUUGCAGCGGGACGGUGCUGGCUGUUGGCGGCCCCGCGAAGGAGGAAGUGGCGACCGAGUCGCAGCCACGGGCCGUGUUGGGUUCGCCGCAGUGCAACACUGUUAUGUACUCGCCACCGCCCAUGGCGGGAAUAGUGGCACGCGGCGUCACGGUGCCGCUGCCGUCAGACUUUGCCCCCACCAGUGGGAGCCCGCUGAUUACCACCAUCAUUGCCCAGCGUUCCCUUCCAUUCCCCCGGGACCCCCCACAGUUGUCAGCUGGGGAGGAAGAAACCGUCGUGCCGCGGAUACCACGCGGCGCGGACUUCCGACUCAAGUCGCGUUCCCCCCACACUGUAGAUGUUUGCGGCAACAAGAACAACAACAGCGACGGGAGUCUGGCUCCAAGCCCUGUGUGA
Molecule: messenger RNA, 966 nt
Organism: Trypanosoma conorhini
Lineage: Eukaryota; Euglenozoa; Kinetoplastea; Trypanosomatida; Trypanosomatidae
Exons: 1
Coding region: 1-966 (321 amino acids)
Source: RefSeq, a predicted model, not a curated record